This is a messenger RNA of Cooperia oncophora, 219 nucleotides long. Lineage: Eukaryota; Metazoa; Nematoda; Chromadorea; Rhabditida; Trichostrongylidae. The record is from the annotation of a GenBank genome assembly.
CAGACGGCUACUGAGCGACUUGUCACUUCGGCUCGACAAAACGUAGUUGAGGAUGAACGUAACAUUGUCAUUUCUGACCGACUGGUCACUGGCAUUGCGCAGGUAAUGGACGCCCAAGAGCAAGUGCUUCGCAAGGAGAAAGAACUCGUUCACGCAAGGGAACGUCUUGCGAAUAUCAACAAAGCGCGAUACGAGCGCGGAGCAUCGCCCGAGCAGUAA